Klebsormidium nitens is the source of this 450-nucleotide messenger RNA. NCBI's taxonomy places the organism in Eukaryota, Viridiplantae, Streptophyta, Klebsormidiophyceae, Klebsormidiales, Klebsormidiaceae. The record is from the annotation of a GenBank genome assembly.
AUGGAUACUCUACGGAAGGUCUUGGCUGAUGGGAUCAGGACCGAAAGUUCCACAGAGCAGUAUCUUAAGGGGAUUCAGCUCCUAUGGAACAUGGUCUUUGAGGAUAAAAUGCCCGAGGAUCCCUCGUGGAUAAAGAGUAAGGCUCAGAAGAUUGUUGCAGCUGUUCUAGAGCGCUAUGAUAACCCUGGAUCCAGGCGUACGCGCUUGGCCCCUUUUCUCGCUAUUUGUCGCAAACUCGGUUAUGCGGAGGCUUAUCAAACUUAUUAUGAGCCGUUUCGGAAGGAAAACAAGGCUCUGAAGGAGACCGCUCAACGAAAGAUUGAGACAAAGGCCUCGGACGCCGCAUCAGAGAUGACCGUUGAAGAGGUCGAAACGUUUGGAAAGAAGCUCGCACGCAAGGUUAGACAGCUGAGUCUCGAAGACAUGGAUCGAGAUCUCACUCCUAAGGAG